Molecule: messenger RNA, 4249 nt
Organism: Arabidopsis lyrata subsp. lyrata
Lineage: Eukaryota; Viridiplantae; Streptophyta; Magnoliopsida; Brassicales; Brassicaceae
Product: cellulose synthase A catalytic subunit 2 [UDP-forming]
Exons: 13
Coding region: 666-3920 (1084 amino acids)
Biological process (GO): cellulose biosynthetic process; plant-type primary cell wall biogenesis
Cellular component (GO): trans-Golgi network; plasma membrane
Molecular function (GO): cellulose synthase (UDP-forming) activity
Source: RefSeq, a predicted model, not a curated record
UGACUCGCUCGAAAAUAAAAAUCCUUUUUUUUUUUUGGAGUAUUUCUUCUACCUUUCACCAACUCUUGAAGGUGGGAAACAGUCCAGCUCCACCACCACCAUAGGCCAUAACCAUCGUCGUUUUCUACGGGACCCACUUAUUUCGUGACGUUUCUCUUUGUGUAUAUACAUACAAUUGUUUCAAUCUCAAUUUGCUGUCCACAUUUUAACACAACUCUAUCUGGGGUUGUGUCUGAAUCUCUUCUCUCUCAUUCCUAUAUAUCUCAAUCUAAUCUAUCACAAACCCUGAUUUCACAUUGCUUUUGUCAGUCUGUAAAAUUCUCUUGAAUCAGUGAAUCACUCACUUAAUUCCAAAAGAGCUUUUUCUUUUCUUUAUUUGCUUGUUGUGGAAUCUAUAGCUGUGUCUCCGGAGAAAGUGAGACUCUUGGAAAAUUUCGUUUUUUUUUCCUUCGGGAUCUCUUCUUUUCGUUUUAUUUAAUAAUUAUAAGGCGACCCAACAUUUAUUGUCGAUUCGGUUUAUUUCGUCUCAUUCGUCUUCCUAGUGCAUCUGUGCAUGCUCUGAAUCUGUGUAAUGGGAGUUCAACAGUCUGGAUCCAUUAUCCUAGCCGGGUCGGGUCAAGGUCUCUGAGCAAGAGAGACAAUUCGUUUGAUUCGGUGUAGAAGACAUGAAUACUGGUGGUCGGCUCAUUGCUGGUUCUCACAACAGAAACGAAUUCGUUCUGAUUAACGCUGAUGAGAGUGCAAGAAUACGAUCAGUACAAGAACUGAGUGGGCAAACAUGUCAAAUCUGUGGAGAUGAAAUCGAAUUAACUGUUAACGGUGAGCUCUUUGUUGCGUGCAACGAAUGCGCAUUCCCGGUUUGUAGACCAUGCUAUGAGUAUGAACGUAGAGAAGGAAAUCAAGCUUGUCCUCAGUGCAAAACUCGAUACAAGCGGAUUAAAGGUAGUCCACGGGUUGAUGGAGAUGAUGAUGAAGAAGAAGACAUUGAUGAUCUUGAGUAUGAGUUUAAUCAUGGGAUGGACCCUGAACAUGCCGCUGAAGCCGCGCUAUCUUCACGCCUUAACACUGGUCGUGGUGGAUUAGAUUCAGCUCCACCUGGAUCUCAGAUUCCUCUCUUGACUUAUUGUGAUGAGGAUGCUGAUAUGUAUUCUGAUCGACAUGCUCUUAUCGUGCCUCCUUCAACGGGAUAUGGGAAUCGAGUCUAUCCUGCACCGUUUACAGAUUCUUCUGCACCUCCACAGGCAAGAUCAAUGGUUCCUCAGAAAGAUAUUGCGGAAUAUGGAUAUGGAAGUGUUGCUUGGAAGGACCGUAUGGAAGUCUGGAAGAGACGACAAGGCGAAAAGCUUCAAGUUAUUAAGCAUGAAGGAGGAAACGAUGGUCGGGGUGUCAAUAAUGACGAUGAACUGGAUGAUCCUGACAUGCCCAUGAUGGAUGAAGGAAGACAACCUCUCUCAAGAAAGCUACCUAUUCGUUCAAGCAGAAUAAAUCCCUAUAGAAUGUUAAUUCUGUGCCGGCUCGCGAUUCUUGGCCUUUUCUUUCAUUAUAGAAUUCUCCAUCCAGUCAAUGAUGCUUAUGGAUUAUGGUUAACGUCAGUUAUAUGCGAAAUAUGGUUCGCCGUAUCUUGGAUUCUUGAUCAAUUCCCCAAAUGGUAUCCUAUAGAGCGUGAAACAUACCUCGAUAGACUCUCUCUCAGGUACGAGAAGGAAGGAAAACCGUCAGGAUUAGCUCCUGUUGAUGUUUUUGUUAGUACAGUGGAUCCGUUGAAAGAGCCACCGUUGAUUACAGCAAACACUGUUCUUUCGAUUCUAGCAGUUGAUUAUCCUGUGGAUAAGGUUGCGUGUUAUGUAUCGGACGAUGGUGCAGCGAUGCUUACAUUUGAAGCUCUCUCUGAUACAGCUGAGUUUGCUAGAAAGUGGGUUCCUUUCUGUAAGAAGUUUAAUAUCGAGCCACGAGCUCCCGAGUGGUAUUUUUCUCAGAAGAUGGAUUAUUUGAAGAACAAAGUUCAUCCUGCUUUUGUCAGGGAACGUCGUGCUAUGAAGAGAGAUUAUGAGGAGUUUAAAGUGAAGAUAAAUGCAUUGGUUGCUACAGCACAGAAAGUGCCUGAGGAAGGUUGGACUAUGCAAGAUGGAACUCCUUGGCCUGGAAAUAACGUCCGUGACCAUCCCGGAAUGAUUCAGGUGUUCUUGGGACACAGCGGAGUUCGUGAUACAGAUGGUAAUGAGUUACCACGUCUAGUGUAUGUUUCUCGUGAGAAGCGUCCUGGAUUUGAUCAUCACAAAAAAGCUGGAGCUAUGAAUUCCUUGAUCCGAGUGUCUGCUGUUCUAUCAAACGCUCCAUACCUUCUUAAUGUCGAUUGUGAUCACUACAUCAACAACAGCAAAGCAAUUAGAGAAGCUAUGUGUUUCAUGAUGGAUCCGCAAUCCGGGAAGAAAGUUUGUUAUGUUCAGUUUCCGCAAAGAUUUGAUGGGAUUGAUAGACAUGAUAGAUACUCAAACCGUAACGUGGUGUUCUUUGAUAUUAACAUGAAAGGUCUUGAUGGGAUACAAGGACCGAUUUAUGUCGGGACAGGUUGUGUGUUUAGAAGACAAGCUCUUUAUGGUUUUGACGCACCAAAGAAGAAGAAACCACCAGGCAAAACCUGUAACUGUUGGCCUAAAUGGUGUUGUUUGUGUUGUGGGUUGAGAAAGAAGAGUAAAACGAAAGCUAAAGAUAAGAAAAAUAACACUAAAGAGACUUCAAAGCAGAUUCAUGCGCUAGAGAACGUCGAAGAAGGUGUUAUCGUCCCAGUGUCAAAUGUUGAGAAGAGAUCUGAAGCAACACAGCUGAAAUUGGAGAAGAAGUUUGGACAAUCUCCGGUUUUCGUUGCCUCUGCUGUUCUACAGAACGGUGGAGUUCCCCGUAACGCAAGCCCCGCAUGUUUGUUAAGAGAAGCCAUUCAAGUUAUUAGCUGCGGGUACGAAGAUAAAACCGAAUGGGGAAAAGAGAUCGGGUGGAUUUAUGGAUCGGUGACUGAAGAUAUUUUGACGGGUUUCAAGAUGCAUUGCCAUGGAUGGAGAUCUGUGUACUGUAUGCCUAAGCGUGCAGCUUUUAAAGGAUCUGCUCCAAUUAACUUGUCAGAUCGUCUUCAUCAAGUUCUACGUUGGGCUCUUGGCUCUGUAGAGAUUUUCUUGAGCAGACAUUGUCCGAUAUGGUAUGGUUAUGGUGGUGGUUUAAAAUGGUUGGAGAGAUUCUCUUACAUCAACUCUGUUGUCUAUCCUUGGACUUCACUUCCAUUAAUCGUCUACUGCUCUCUCCCGGCGGUUUGUUUACUCACAGGAAAAUUCAUCGUCCCCGAGAUAAGCAACUACGCAGGUAUACUCUUCAUGCUCAUGUUCAUAUCCAUAGCAGUAACUGGAAUUCUUGAAAUGCAAUGGGGAGGUGUUGGAAUCGACGAUUGGUGGAGAAACGAGCAAUUUUGGGUUAUCGGAGGGGCCUCCUCGCAUUUAUUUGCUCUGUUUCAAGGUUUGCUUAAAGUUCUAGCCGGAGUCAACACGAAUUUCACAGUCACCUCAAAAGCAGCAGACGAUGGAGCUUUCUCUGAGCUUUACAUCUUCAAGUGGACAACUUUGUUGAUUCCCCCGACAACACUUCUGAUAAUAAACAUCAUUGGAGUUAUUGUCGGCGUUUCGGAUGCAAUUAGCAAUGGUUAUGACUCAUGGGGACCUCUCUUUGGGAGACUGUUCUUCGCUCUUUGGGUCAUUGUUCAUUUAUACCCAUUCCUCAAGGGAAUGCUUGGGAAGCAAGACAAAAUGCCUACGAUUAUUGUGGUUUGGUCUAUUCUUUUAGCUUCGAUCUUGACGCUAUUGUGGGUUAGAGUUAACCCGUUUGUGGCUAAAGGGGGACCAGUGUUGGAGAUCUGUGGUCUGAAUUGUGGAAACUAAGAUUCUGAGUGAAGGAAGAGCAAAGGAGUUUGUGUUGGAGCUUUGGAAGCAAAUGUGUCGAUGAUGAUGAUGUGUACUCUUUUGGUGGUAGUUGGGUUGGGUGCAAGUGUGUUGUAGACAAAAGAUGUGCAGUUUUUACUUUUUACGAGUUUUUUUAAACCAUUUUUGUUACCCCUAAAUUAAUUCUUUUGUUAUCAUGUUAUACUACUAAUAGAGUUGUUUUGUUUUUCUUUUUUACAUAUACUUUUAGUUAUUCCCUAGUUAUUGUAUAAUACUGAUAAGGAUCAUAUACACACACUUUGUUAAUAAUGGAUUUUAGUGCUGUUUUA